UCGCGAGCCACUGUGCGCCCGUUCGUCCAUCGACAUGGGAAGUGCGUUAUUUAUUUAUUUUUACCGUCAACCUGACUAUCCGUGUUCGACGUAGUACCAAUAUAGACACCGGUUAGAUCACACUGCAAACACUUAGAUUGAUUGAUUCAGAAAUCGGUCAAUGCGCGUCAAUUUGCGCCUCUAAUUCCUCAUGGAUUUCGGUUGUCAUGACAAGGACUCGGGCGAAGUGGAGUGCUACUUCGAAAUACGUAAAUAUCUGUAAUCGAAAUUUAUCCAAAGACAUAUUAUUAUUUUAGAUUUGGAAACAUUCGCAUUGUAUUUGAUAUUUUUAGUUGGUAUCGUGUUGUUUUUGGGUCGCGUAAACAUGCGCUCAUCUGACAGUAAGUUAGUCCGAAUGUCAGCGCAGUCAGUGUUUGUUAGCCGAAUUAAACGUGUUAUGAGAAAUUGGUAUCAUUUAACGAAUUUAGUUCAUUAUGUGUUGAUAGCUUAAAAUAUAGUUUACGAUGCAUACGGAACUAAGAUCUGUAAGCACUAGACGUGAUAACGUACCCAGCCAUUGUGAUACGGGUACGACUUGCGCUAUCACGAUACAAAUGCCAAAUCCACAUGCAGUUGGAUGCGUUGAAAAAUUUGCAACAUUUUUUUCUUUUCUCCUUGUCAUUAUUACAUUUCCGUUUUCGUUAUUUGAAUGUUUUAAGGUCGUGCAAGAGUUUGAACGCGCAGUGAUUUUCCGUCUCGGUCGAUUACGUAAAGGUGGUGUGAGAGGGCCUGGACUCUUCUUCAUAUUACCCUGUGUCGAUACUUAUAGAAAAGUAGAUUUAAGAACAGUAUCAUUUGAUGUACCACCUCAAGAGGUUCUCACAAGAGAUUCAGUCACUGUCGCGGUCGAUGCAGUUGUUUAUUAUAGAAUUAAGGAACCGUUAAACGCAGUAGUUCGUGUUGCAGAUUAUAGUGCUUCUACUCGUCUCCUCGCUGCGACAACUCUCCGUAAUGUACUGGGUAUGCGUGACUUAGCCCAGCUGUUAUCCGAUCGUGAAGCUAUCAGUCACAUGAUGCAAGCUAACUUGGACGUAGCGACUGAUCCUUGGGGAGUUGAAGUGGAAAGAGUUGAAAUCAAAGAUGUGCGGCUCCCAGUACAGUUGCAAAGAGCAAUGGCGGCUGAAGCAGAAGCUGAUAGAGAGGCCCGAGCUAAAAUAAUUGCUGCUGAGGGUGAAAUUAAAGCCUCAAAGGCUCUAAGAGAAGCAUCUCUCGUUAUGAUAGACAAUCCUACUGCUCUACAAUUAAGGUACCUACAAUCACUCAACACAAUAUCAGCUGAGAAGAGCUCAACAAUUAUAUUUCCGUUCCCGAUGGAUUUCCUCAAAAGUUUCUUGAGUGGCUCGGGACCCAGCAUACCUCCGCCAUUACCAGUAUAAAGUUAUAACAUGCAUCGUAAUUAUCAUCAUAUUUCGUUAUUUAAAAAAAAAUCUACAUCAUUUACAAUCUUUAUUGUAAAAACAAACGAAAUGAGUUAUUAUUAUAAUAUAGUUAUAAUGUAGAAUAAAAUAUAACAACCAAACUUUUUAAGAAUUGAAUCUUUAAGUGCAAGUUUUAAUAUAUUAUAAACGAUUAUAGGUUUCAUUAUUAUUUAUCCGAAAUAUAUCCGAUUGUUUUAAUCUUAAAACUUUGAUAGCUAGCGGGGUCCAUAAGUGAUGGCGACUUUAUAAUAUAAGUCAUUUUUGUAUAUUUUGAAUGUAAUUAACAUACCUGAAAAUUGCCGUGGCUUAAAUAGAAUAAGUUAAAUAGGACACUGUCAGUAUUUUUUUCUGGUGACCGUACAAUAAUCAUGAAUUAAAUUAUUUAUAAUUUCAUACAAACAAAUACUAAUUCUAUUGACACAAUGUGUUAUAUAUAUGAAUAAAGCAUUAUUUUAUAUGUAAGAUUACAAAAAGCCACUGAAUAAUAAGACACUUAAUAACUGGCCACACCAUUGCCUUUUCUCUCCCACUCUUUAUCAUCUAUACAUUAGACUUGACAUUAUCUCCUAUCUCGUAUUAAAACAUAUUUCAAAUGUCAUAAAUUUCUUCUUGAAGUUUUAAUCAUUUUAUUAUUAACAAUAGCUUAUUUUUAUCCUGAUACGAAUAUAUUUAUUUAUUAUAAAUUCAUUUGAAGUACAUAAAGUUGUAAAUAAAUUUAAAAUCCCAAAUUGCUUUUGAGACAUAUAUAAUAAUGGAGGGCAGAUUAAAAUCUGAUUUACCAGGAGCUUACAAUGGUAUUACAAUUAUUAUUAUACAUGCUCGUAACAAGCCCAACGCUAGCGCCUAUUUAAGGGCUUAAACGAUUAUUCAAAUGUAAUAUAUAGUGCAUCAAAAUUAGUAUUAUUAAUAUUAUAUAUUUAAUUGUGCGCGGGUUGGCUGCGCAAAAGAUGAUUCAUCGAUAACUCGCGUUAAUUGCAGAUAACACUAAUUUCCCUUUCGAACUUCGCAACGCAAUCGGUUUUUAUCUGAGUACCUAGACUAAUACUUGAAACACGCGUUUUCUUGUUUUUCUUUCUUGAUCAAAAUAUAUUUCAGCGAAAAUCUAACACGGGACACCAAACGGCAUGUAAUUUUAUUUUAUUUUUUUCGAAAAACCUGUUGCUAUUGGCCCAAUUAGCCGAUAGCGUCUUCGGGGGGGCAGCAUGACAUAACAUAUAUUUAUAUUAACGAUAUUUUUCGCAUAAAAAGGUACAAAUACAUGACUUUUCAUUCAGUUAUAACUUUUUACAGCAUAUUUUUUGUUGCGGUCUGGUUAUAAAGACCUUACUUAUUUAGUACACUAUUUUAUGACAUAGAUUUCGUUAGUAGUGGAUAUUUGGACCAAAGUCCAUACAUUUUUUAUCAUUCUUCUUUGCAGCGAAUAUGUUAUACUAUUUGAAUAAUAAUAAUUAUUAUUAAUGUUUUUUCUAGAAAUCAAACAAGAGUCUUUGAAGGAGAAAAUAAUACGUUUCAUUACAAUAUUGAUAAUAAUUCUGUUUCCAUUUUGUUUAUUACUUUGCUUUAGG
This is a messenger RNA of Nymphalis io (European peacock), 3022 nucleotides long. Its product is annotated as mechanosensory protein 2-like. Gene Ontology annotation, cellular component: plasma membrane. The transcript has 8 exons. The record is from RefSeq and is a predicted model, not a curated record. NCBI's taxonomy places the organism in Eukaryota, Metazoa, Arthropoda, Insecta, Lepidoptera, Nymphalidae. Bases 504 to 1415 code for a protein of 303 amino acids.